AUGGAGUGGAGAGGAAUCCUAUGCUCUCUCUUCUUUAUUAUUUCCAUGGGGGAGUCUUCUAGUAGAUUAAGGAUGAUGUGGCUUCCUAACCUCGGUGUUGUUGAUGUUGUUGGAACAUACUUUACUUGGCCAAUCUUAAGUGCCAGUAUUUUCGUGGCUGUUGCCUUCAUCCUCUCCAUGUAUCUUAUCUUUGAGCACCUAGCUUCUUAUAAUCAGCCUGAGGAACAGAAGUUUCUUAUUGGACUUAUUCUGAUGGUCCCUGUAUAUGCCCUAGAAUCGUUUUUGUCUUUGCUGAAUUCAGAAGCAGCUUUUAACUGCGAGGUGAUUAGGGAUUGUUAUGAAGCUUUUGCGCUCUAUUGCUUUGAGAGAUAUAUGAUAGCUUGCCUAGAUGGAGAAGAACGUACGAUUGAAUUCAUGGAACAACAGACAGUUAUCACCCAGACCACUCCUCUUCUUGAAGGCACAUGUUCUAAUAAAAUUGUGGAGCAUCCUUUUCCAAUGAACUGCUUCCUAAAAGACUGGAACCUUGGUCCUCAGUUUUAUCAUGCUGUGAAAAUUGGCAUCGUUCAAUAUAUGGGUGUUUCUGCUGUGGUUCAUCUCUAUGUCUUUCCAGCAGCUCCUUACAAGCGUGGAGAGAGAUGUGUCCGUAACGUAGCAGUAAUGUCGGAUUAUGCUUCUAUAGAUACACCUCCUGAUCCAGAAGAGGUUAAAGACAGUGAAAGAACAACAAGAGUGCGGUAUGGUAGACAUGAUGAGAGUGAGAAACGCUUGAAUUUCCCACAGAGUGUGCGUGAUGUGGUGAUGGGGAGUGGUGAAAUCAUUGCUGAUGACAUGAGGUUCACAGUAUCUCACGUGGUGGAGCCUGUUGAAAGAGGAAUAGCGAAGAUAAACAGAACGUUCCAUCAGAUAUCUGAAAACGUGAAAAGGUUUGAGCAGAAGAAGAAGAAGACAAAGGAUGAUUCAUAUGUGAUUCCACUGAAUCCAUGGACGAAAGAGUUCUCAGAGGUUCAUGAGAAUCUCCAUGAAGGAGGGAGUGUGAGUGACAGUGGUUUAGGAAGGCAUCACCGGUCUAGAGCCUCGGGACUGUGGACUAGAAUGCGAAGGUGA
This is a messenger RNA of Eruca vesicaria subsp. sativa (arugula), 1107 nucleotides long. The record is from the annotation of a GenBank genome assembly. Lineage: Eukaryota; Viridiplantae; Streptophyta; Magnoliopsida; Brassicales; Brassicaceae.